Tremella mesenterica DSM 1558 is the source of this 1638-nucleotide messenger RNA. RefSeq lists its product as uncharacterized. The transcript has 3 exons. Gene Ontology annotation, molecular function: protein heterodimerization activity. Lineage: Eukaryota; Fungi; Basidiomycota; Tremellomycetes; Tremellales; Tremellaceae. Bases 1 to 1638 code for a protein of 545 amino acids. The record is from RefSeq and is a predicted model, not a curated record.
AUGGCAUCCCCAGAGGCCAUCCUGCAUCUCGCCGUACUUCAUGCUCUGUCACAAGCAGGGUUCGCUUCGACUUCUCGCGCCGCUUCCCUCUCCCUCUCCUCGGUGCUUGGACGAUACCUUCAGGUAGUCGCUACAGAAUGUGUACAGCGGGCCCAUAUGGCCGGACGAGGGAAGCCCGGGGCGAUGGAUGUGGCUGUGGUGUUGAGGGAGAUGGGUAGUGGAGUCGAAGAGGUAAUGGAUUGGACGGCGGAGAGGGAGAGUAGAUCGAUGUUGACGGGUGAAAUGGAGGAUUUGACAUCAUAUCUGCGAGAGGGAUUAUCGACCGAUCACGAGGAAGAAUUAUUUCACAUGUCUUAUGUUCCUAUAGACGAGAUCCCACCAGAUCAGGAUUCUACCGACGACGAAGAAGGAGAGAAUAGCACCUCAUCCCCCAUACAAAAUGGCAAGCAAGUUCACAGUGAAUCCGAUGGUCCACCCUCAUCCCCCAACGGUCAUUUAUCUUCCACCCUCACAGGGUCUAGCUCCACACUGGUCAAAGAAGAACCCUCAUCAACCUCUUCGUAUCCAUUAAUAAUACUGCGACCUUAUUCACCAGAUUUAUUAUGGCUUCCACCUCUCCCAAAUGAGUCUGACCCAGCCUCAUCUCACGCCCCUUUGGCAGCUCUACCACUCUCCAUCCAAUCUUCUAAACUUUCCCUUGAAGAGAAGUUCCGUACUCGUUCUACAUUCUCCUCUUCCUCUCUUUCCUCCACCUUCAGCGAUCCCUUAACAUCUAAUCCCAUCAGUGACCUCGACGUCUUUGCUCCCACUCCUUCCUCUUUGAAAUCUCUACUGUCUACCUACGCAGCAACAGCAUCAGACCUUUCUGUAACAUUACAACAGAAUGAACUUCGUUGGCAAUUAUCCGAACAUCUUCGUCGUUCUCCUUUCCCACCUCUAACACCUAUUCCAACUCUAUCUUUAGCAUCUUCAUCCCUUCCAGGUCCACGUAUAACCCCUAUAGUACCCUCACAUACCCCUACACUACCCUCAAGACUUGUACCUCUUCAUCGACUGGCACCCACUCUUCUCUCACAUCUGUUGGAAUCUAUGCGCUCUCCUAAUCUCCCUCCAGGAUUAAGAGAAAGACUCACAUCUCUCCGUACACCAUUAGCGUUCAAACGUGAAAACGGACAGUUGAUGUUGUAUGGUGAAUCCAUUCAUGGUCCCGAUGCUGUAGCUCUUUCUCGAGCUCGAGGGAAAACAGAAGGAGAGGAGAAAAGGGAAGAGUAUAAAUCAACUUGGGAUCAAGGUCCUCGAGGUAGUAAAAGAUGGGCAAGUGGUGAAUUACCUACCGGAAGGAAAGUCAUAAAGUUUUCAGAAGGGGAAACACCUCGAAUGGCAGUCAACGUGUCUAAUACAGAUUCAACUCAGGACGCAGUCGAGUUCGUGUCAGGAUUAGGGACGAAGGAGAAAGCUAAAAUUCGAAUCAAACUUGGUGAAGGUGAUAGAAGUGCAAGUCCAAGAGAAGGAAGUCUUACUCCCGGUGAUUUCACGCGAAAGGUUUCGUCACCGAGCAUCGGAUGGCCAGGUGUUCAUGGAGGUGGAGCAGUAAGUCCUAUCAAUUUAGAUGGGACAGGAGGUGGAGUCCAUUUGUAA